This is a messenger RNA of Entrophospora sp. SA101, 783 nucleotides long. The record is from the annotation of a GenBank genome assembly. Lineage: Eukaryota; Fungi; Glomeromycota; Glomeromycetes; Entrophosporales; Entrophosporaceae.
AUGGCCCCAUUAUGGCCAUCCAUAAAUGAGCAUUUUGCACAAUAUGCAUUCAACAUAAAAGAAAAAAUCAGAAAGACUAUAGAUCACAAAGAAGAAGCAGAAAAAUUAGAACUUUCCAAACUUGCAACGGAAAUUUGGAUGAACAAAAAAUUCAAGAAAAAUGGGAAAAAGAAAAAAAUUCUAGAGGUUAAUGCACCAACAAUUGAAAAAUUUUCUCUCAAACAGGACGAUAAUAUCUUACAUGAAAAAUACCCAAAAUAUAUGGGCACUUUUCCUUAUCCUUAUAUGAACAGAAGAUUACAUUUGGGGCAUUUUUUUUUUACAAUUACAAAGGUUGAAUUUGCAAUUGAGUAUGAACGAAUGAAAGGAAAACGGGCAUUGUUCCCGUUAGGCUUUCAUUGUACUGGUAUGCCAAUUAAGGCAUGUGCAGAUAAACUUGCUCGUGAAUUAGAAUUAUAUGGUCCUGAUUUUAAAAUACCUGACAAUGACACAAUAAUUGAUGAUAUUAAAAAAGGAGUUGAUGAUUUAACAUUGAAUGAUAACAAUUCAAAAAAAUUAGAUUCGUCUGGAGCUGGCACAACAAAAGUGAUGCAAAAAAAAGGAAAGAAAUAUUGUAAAGCUAUGGGAGCAAAAAUUGAUUGGUGUCGAUCUUUCAUUAUCACUGAUAUAAAUCCUUAUUAUGAUUCAUUUGUACAUUGGCAAAUGAGAAAGUUGAAGGUUCUUAAUAAAACAAAAUUCAGUGAGCACUACACCAAAAGAUGGGCAGCCUUGUAUGGAUUAUGA